AUGAUUAGUGCUGACCAUGCCCGUUUGAUUAGUGAAAAUAGAAGGUAUAUGAAAUCUAUAAUAUUAUCAGUGCGUAUGCUUGCCAUUCAAGGGAGUGCCUUUCGUGGUCAUAGAGAAAAUGAAGAAAGUUUGAAUCGUGGAAACUUUAUAGAUGUGAUGAACUUAAUUGCUUCAUUUGAUGAUACUGUAUACAAAAAAUUGAAUGGACCUAAAAAUGCUAGAUAUCUUCAUCACUCUAUUCAAACUGAAGUAGUUCAUAUAAUGGCUAAUAAAAUGGUUCUUAAUAAAAUAUCUUAUGAAAUUAAUUUUGUAUCAUGCUUCUCUAUAAUGGCUGAUGAAACUAAAGAUAUUACUAAUACCGAGCAAUUGUCUAUAGUAAUUAGGUAUUACUACCAAGAUGAAAUAAAAGAAAGAUUUUUAGGGUUUACUCCUUUAAAAAAAUUAGAUGCUAACUCCUUAUUUUUGCAUAUAAAAAAUCUAUUAUGUAACUGUAAAAUCGAUAUAAAUAAGUGUGUGGCACAAACCUAUGAUGGGGCAAAUGUAAUGAAGGGACAUAUUAGUGAUGUUCAAGCACUUUUCAGAAAAGAAGUUCCCUAUGCCCAUUAUAUUCAUUGCAAUAAUCACAGACUAAAUUUGGUAUUAGUAGAUGUAGCUAAAAAUGUAGAAGAAGCAGAUAAAUUUUUUUCAUUACUCCAAGAUAUUUAUGUUUUCAUGUCUGGAUCAACAAUACACAAUCAAUUUAUUGAACUACAGAAAAAAAGUUGGGAAAUAGCCUUAAAAUCUGUUUUAGAUAUUGAUUUGUUGCUUUUAAAUAAUAUAGUUUUAGAAAAAACAGAUAGAUCUUCUGAAGCUGUUGGUUUAUUGAUUCAUAUUGUUAGUAAAUAUCUUCAAGAUGUAAAUGCUGAUAUAAGCAGAGCUAUUAUUUUAAUACAAGCAACAAAAGAUUCAUUCGAUAAUCGUAGAAAUUAUGAGAUAUCACAUCACAAUUUGUAUGAAGAAGUAGAAAAAAAAGCUAUUUCACUGAAUAGAAUGAUUUCUGAAAUUGAUAAGCGCUUUAUGGCCAAUGAAUACUUUUUGAGUGGUAUAACUGCAUUAUAUCCAGAAUCUACACAUUUUUGA
Molecule: messenger RNA, 1119 nt
Organism: Acyrthosiphon pisum (pea aphid)
Lineage: Eukaryota; Metazoa; Arthropoda; Insecta; Hemiptera; Aphididae
Product: zinc finger MYM-type protein 1-like
Exons: 4
Coding region: 1-1119 (372 amino acids)
Source: RefSeq, a predicted model, not a curated record